This is a messenger RNA of Diospyros lotus (date-plum), 2295 nucleotides long. RefSeq names its product DEAD-box ATP-dependent RNA helicase 51-like. The transcript is spliced from 12 exons. Lineage: Eukaryota; Viridiplantae; Streptophyta; Magnoliopsida; Ericales; Ebenaceae. Gene Ontology annotation, biological process: maturation of LSU-rRNA from tricistronic rRNA transcript (SSU-rRNA, 5.8S rRNA, LSU-rRNA). The record is from RefSeq and is a predicted model, not a curated record. Gene Ontology annotation, cellular component: nucleolus. Gene Ontology annotation, molecular function: nucleic acid binding; ATP binding; RNA helicase activity. Bases 180 to 2060 code for a protein of 626 amino acids.
CCCUUGGACUCCUUUUCCCUCGUCUCUUCCGAUAGGCGGUUGCGUUUGCCGCCGGCCACUGCACAUCGCCCCUCCGUUUUCUCUCCGGCACCUGCCUCCGCCAUAUUCCAAUCGUCAACUACGGCAGACCGCCAUCUAUUUCGACGGACAGCAUCGCGCAGCGAGCUUUGCCACCGGUCAUGGCAGAGAUCGAAGGGAAAAACCCUAGCAGCAUGGGUGACGAAGAGAAAAAUACGAAGCACAGGCUAAGGAGAGAGAAGAAGAAAAAGAAGCAGCAGCAGCGUGUACCGGUGUCUGACGCGGCCAGCUGUGAAGAUGUGGAAAACGGAGUUGCAGAAGCGAAGAGAGGGAAGGAUUUGGUUGAGAGUGACGGAGGAGGAGCGAGGGAAAGCGGCGAACUCAACAAGAAGAAGAGGAAAAGGAAGAGGGAGUUGAAGAGAGAUAAAUUGGAUGAGGAGGUUGGUAAUAGUAGCGGUGGGGAUGAGGCGGGAGAAGAGCAAGGAGGGGGAGGCAAGGGCAAGGAAGGGUUUAAGAGUGAGGAGAAGAAAGAGGUGAAAACGAGUAGUCCCUCUGGGAUUAUGACUACGGAGAAGUUUGAAUCGUUGCCUAUAUCGGAACUCACUCACAAUGCUAUCAAAGAGAUGGAGUUCCAGUUCUUGACUCAGAUCCAAUUCAGAGCUAUUCCACCACUUCUGGAAGGGAAGGAUGUUCUUGGGGCUGCACGGACAGGAUCGGGGAAGACCCUUGCUUUUCUGAUACCUGCUAUGGAGUUGUUGUAUCAUGCUCGUUUUACUCCCCGUGAUGGGACAGGGGUGAUUGUCAUUUGCCCAACCAGGGAGCUAGCCAUACAGACACAUGCAGUGGGAACUGACCUUCUCAAGCAUCAUUCUCAGACUCUUGGCUUGGUUAUUGGUGGGGCUUCUCGAAGAGGAGAAGCAGAGCGUAUUGUUAAGGGAGUAAAUCUUUUGGUAGCUACCCCUGGGCGACUUCUUGACCACCUACAGAACACCAAGGGCUUCAUAUAUAAAAAUCUGAAGUGCCUCGUGAUUGAUGAAGCUGACAGGAUUCUGGAAGCAAACUUUGAAGAAGAAAUGAAGCAAAUCAUUAAGAUUUUGCCGAAGAAGAGGCAAACAGCUCUUUUCUCAGCUACCCAGACUAGAAAGGUUGAGGAUCUUGCUCGUUUGUCCUUUCAGACAACUCCUAUAUAUAUUAACGUAGAUGAUGGUCGAAAUAAGGUCACUAAUGAUGGGCUGCAACAAGGCUACUGUAUUGUGCCAAGUGCGAAGAGAUUUAUUAUUCUCUAUACCUUCUUGAAAAAGAAUCUCUCAAAGAAAGUGAUGGUUUUUUUUUCCUCUUGCAAUUCUGUAAAAUUUCAUUCCGAACUUCUUAGAUAUAUUUCUAUCGAUUGCUUUGAUAUCCAUGGAAAGCAAAAGCAGCAAAAGCGCACAGCCACGUUUCUUGAGUUUUGCAAAGCAGAGAAAGGCAUCUUGUUAUGCACUGAUGUUGCUGCUCGUGGCCUUGAUAUUCCUGCAGUGGAUUGGAUUUUGCAAUAUGAUCCCCCGGAUGAUCCCAAGGAAUAUAUCCACAGAGUUGGUCGUACAGCCCGUGGGGAAGGAGCAAAGGGAAAUGCCUUACUUUUGUUGAUUCCAGAAGAAAUGCAGUUUUUGCAGUAUCUUAAGAAAGCAAAAGUUCCUGUCAAGGAGUACGAUUAUGACACGAAAAAGUUAACCAACGUACAACCAUACCUGGAAAAAAUGGUGGCCAAAAAUUAUUACUUGAACAAGUCUGCUAAAGAUGCAUACAGAUCAUACAUAUUAGCCUAUAAUUCACAUUCAAUGAAGGAUGUCUUCAACGUUCAUCGCCUAGACCUGCAGGCUGUUGCUGCUUCUUUCUGCUUCGCUAAUCCGCCAAAGAUAAAUCUGAACAUAGACAGCAGUGCUUCCAAGUUCAGGAAGAAAAUGCGCAAGGUUGAAGGCAGCCAUCAUCAUGGGUUUAGUGAGAGUAACCCCUACGGCAAACAAAGAGGCGAAGAUGAUUCGAGACAAUUUGUGAGGUAUUAGAAAAGACCGAAUCAGCCAUUAUACCUACUCCAAAUUCUUCCUUGAAAUUGUGUUGUGUACAAGUUUCCUUGAAAUUUUGUUGGCUCCAAUUUUGCAGUGAGUUUUAUAGCCAGAAGAUGCUUUCAGGCAACACAAAGCGUUUCUGUAUUUCUAUUUUUAAUUGAAUACGCUUUCUCGAUAGUCUUAUAUUGUACAAGUCAUGACUUCAAUAUUACUAUGUUUUAUCUCUCUAUAA